ACCCGAUCUUCUCGUGUUUCCGUUAACGCUGACGGAUCGCUCGGAGUUGUGUUGUGUUCUGGAAGCGGUUGAAACCUCAGAAUCAUUCAUCCAUACUGUUUGGUGUGGUGCCCCCCGCUGGAAACGUCACCCCACACGAACCUCCCCAAAACCCGUCCUCCAAUGACCGCAGCGCGUCCUGAGACGGUGGAAUAAAACCUCCGUCGGGCCCGUGAGCUGCUCUUACCGAGAAACGGAUCCAUCUGACGGGCAAAGCACACAGAACAUGCGCCAUCACGACUGACACUGGCGCCGGAUAAAAGCCGUCGGAUAUUUGCUGCUCUAUCAGGCAAUAAAAGUGUCACGCAGGAAUAUUUUCACGCAAGACCUCAUAUGGACUAAAACAGCCAAUUAAGUGCGAGUGGACACUUGGACAUUUAACCAGGACAUCAAGUGACCGAGACUGAGAAAUGUCCAACACAACUGGACGAGCUCAUGGGGGUCUUAAUCAACUAGGUGGCAUGUUUGUGAAUGGUCGGCCGCUCCCGGAGGUCAUCCGCCAGAGGAUUGUGGACAUGGCACACCAGGGCGUGAGACCCUGCGACAUCUCCCGCCAGCUGAGGGUCAGUCACGGCUGCGUCAGCAAGAUCCUGGGCAGGUACUAUGAGACGGGCAGCAUUAAACCAGGAGUCAUCGGUGGCUCAAAGCCGAAAGUCGCGACUCCUCAAGUGGUGGAGAAGAUCGCCGAGUACAAGCGUCAGAACCCCACAAUGUUUGCGUGGGAGAUCAGAGACAGAUUGCUGGCGGAGGGUGUUUGUGACGGAGACACGGUGCCCAGCGUCAGUUCCAUUAACAGGAUCAUUCGCACUAAAGUUCAGCAGCCAUUCAAUCUUCCUCUGGACACUAAAGGUGUCAGUCCUGGACAAACACUGAUUCCCAGCUCAACGGUCACCCCUCCAGAAUCUCCUCAGUCGGAUUCUCUGGGCUCCACGUACUCCAUCAGUGGACUGCUGGGAAUCCCACAGACCAGCAGCGACAGCAAGAGAAACCAUGACGACAGCGAUCAGGAGAGCUGUCGGCACAGCGUGGACUCUCAGAGCAGUAGCGGUGGAGCCAGGAAACAGUUGAGAACGGAUCACUUCCCCUCGCAGCACCUCGACUGCGGAUUCCAGUGUCACUACAGUGCAGACGCAUUCAGCUCGACUGCGGCCGGGAAAACAGAGCAGUCGCCGUAUCCUCUCUCGCUCAUCAAUGGCAGUUUGGAUGAGGGUAAAAGUGGCUCCACUAUCAGUCGAAACCUGGCAGCACAUCAGGGAUACACGGUGGUCACAGAAGCCCUACAGCCCCUCCCACUCUGUCUGAAACAGGAAAUGCCACCCGAGGAGAACAGCUCAAGUCCCUCCCCCAACAUCAUCCCUAAUUCAGCUUUCCUGGAGCUCACAUCCAUCAGUAACAGUUGCGCCGGCUCCGCUCAUUUAUCUCAUGGCUUCAGCUCAUUUUCCCAUCAUGCACCUGUUAUGGGGCCGUUCAGCAGUCCGUCACUCAUCGCAGGACGAGAUGUGGCGAGCUCAAUGUUGCCCGGUUACCCUCCACACAUCCCUUCAGCUGCUCAGACGGGUUUCUCAUCAUCCACCAUCACUGGAAUGGUUGCAGGUCCAGAAUACACGAGUCAGACGUACAGCCAUCCGACCUACACCUCGUACAGUGACGCCUGGAGAUUCACCAACUCCACUAUCUUGGGUUCUCCAUAUUAUUACAGUUCAGCUUCACGAGCGGCUCAUCCGUCCACCGCCGCAUACGAUCAUCUCUAGCUCCAGGGAAACUUCUGUCGCUUUCACAAUGGAGUAUUUAGUGAAAAAACUCAAACAUAUUGACGGACGACACCUUUUGUUGCCUGUAAAUCUAUUGGUUUCCCGUUGAAGGCAAAUUUCCAGUUUACAUCUUGAGCAAGAAGAUUUUCCAGCAGUCGCAGAGAAGACACCUGUAUUUAUAUUUCUCUGUAGCCAAAGACAUUUCUGUUGUGAACUGUUUUCAUAGAUUCAUGACCACAAGAGUCUGUGAAACAUCUAGUUGUAUUUUUUAUAUCCAAAACUUAAGAGUAGCAACACAACCUGAAUAAAAGCGGCAGUAUAUCCACACAAUGAAAGCAGUGAGCAGUCCCACUGGAGGAAUAAUACCAAAUAAACAGCAUCAGAAUUCAUCGUUCUUCUGCUUGAGAAAGUGAAGUGCAUUCGGGAUGAAUGAGUAAAGAUCGUGUUGGGCUGGUGUAGUUUGUAUUUAAGGUAAAUGGAUUGAUAUCUACAGAACUAUGAGUAUUUAAAGUUGUCACUCAUUCAUCCCAUAUUCAUAUAUAACGCUGUUGCCUUUCAUUAACUCAUUCAGUUUCUCUUUUCAAUUCACUGUAUUUCCCCAUCAUGACAUUCAGAAGUUGUGUUCAUAUGUUUUGGGGCAAUAUGUACAAAAUGAAAUUCUUUUAUGUGAUUAUUGCGGCAUUCAUUAGAUUCAAAACUUGAUAUCUUACAGUUUGUCAUAAUUUUAUUUCUGUGAGUUUCAGAAAUUAAGUUUGAUUGUUCUGUCAAUUAUAUUAUUCAAAUGUAAAUUAAUAAUUUCUACAAAAUUAUUUUGAAUGAAAUAAAGCAUGACACAGCAGCGUCCUCCCGUGUUUCCCUUUCA
Molecule: messenger RNA, 2652 nt
Organism: Xyrauchen texanus (razorback sucker)
Lineage: Eukaryota; Metazoa; Chordata; Actinopteri; Cypriniformes; Catostomidae
Gene: pax8
Product: paired box 8
Exons: 12
Coding region: 450-1790 (446 amino acids)
Biological process (GO): regulation of transcription by RNA polymerase II; anatomical structure development
Molecular function (GO): DNA-binding transcription factor activity, RNA polymerase II-specific; RNA polymerase II cis-regulatory region sequence-specific DNA binding
Source: RefSeq, a predicted model, not a curated record